GCGAGCCUCCAUCUUGGCUUUUCCCGAGCUGAGGCGAAAGGGCAGCAGCCAUAAACACGCUGAUUUCAAAAUAACAACAAACAGACCGCGGAAAUAAAAAAAAAUUGGCAAUUUGCCGAGAUGUAACUUUUUUUUCCGCUGAAAACCAUUCAACAAAUUGCUUCGGUGGAGAGCGCGCGAACAGGAUGGGGGAGAAAGACGGCGGCUGCUGUGGACGCCUCCGUUAACGGUGAUUUUGCACUCAGCGUCGCCGGACCUGCUUUUGUGGGAACCCGAACGGUGGCAGGCUCAGCGCUCUCCAGGAUGGGCAUGAAGAAGGUCGCCGUCGUCCUGCUGGUCCUGUGUGUUUGCCUGGAGGGAGGAUCUGCCAAAGAAAAAGGCAACAAGAAGGGCAAAAAGAAGGGGAAGCAGGUCUACUGUCCAUCACAGCUGUCGUCCGAGGACCUGGCCAGAGUCCCUGCCAAUUCAACCAGUAACAUCUUGAACAGGUUACUGAUCACCUACGAUCCCAGAAUAAGGCCCAACUUCAAAGGAAUUCCCGUGGAGGACAGGGUGAACAUCUUCAUCAACAGCUUUGGCUCAAUACAAGAAACGACCAUGGAUUACAGAGUCAACAUCUUCCUGCGGCAGCGCUGGAACGACCCGCGGCUGAAGCUGCCCGACGACUUCAAGUCCGACUCGCUCACCGUCGACCCCAAGAUGUUCAAGUGUCUCUGGAAGCCCGACCUGUUCUUCGCCAACGAGAAGAGCGCCAACUUCCACGACGUCACCCAGGAAAACAUCCUCCUGUUCAUCUUCCGGAACGGAGACGUGUUGAUCAGUAUGAGGUUGUCCAUCACCCUCUCCUGUCCGCUGGACCUCACGCUCUUCCCCAUGGACACGCAGAGAUGCAAAAUGCAACUUGAAAGCUUCGGCUACACCACAGACGACCUUCAGUUCAUGUGGCAGACAGAGGACCCGGUGCAGAUGGACGCCAUCGCUCUGCCACAGUUUGAUAUCAAACAAGAAGAUAUUGAUUAUGGAAACUGCACUAAAUUUUACUCAGGGACAGGCUACUACACAUGCGUGGAGGUCAUCUUCACCCUUAGACGACAGGUGGGCUUCUACAUGAUGGGCGUCUACGCCCCCACGCUGCUGAUCGUGGUCCUGUCCUGGCUGUCCUUCUGGAUCAACCCCGAUGCCAGCGCUGCCAGGGUUCCUUUGGGAAUCCUCUCGGUGCUCUCCCUGUCCUCCGAGUGCACCUCGCUGUCCUCCGAGCUGCCCAAGGUGUCCUACGUCAAGGCCAUCGACAUCUGGCUCAUCGCCUGCCUGCUGUUCGGCUUCGCCUCGCUGGUGGAGUACGCCGUGGUCCAGGUCAUGCUCAACAGUCCCAAGCGCAUCGAGGCCGAGAAGGCCAAGAUGGCGUCCAAGGAGAAGGCGACGGGGAAGAGCCCGGCGGCGAGGAACAACACGGUGAACGGCACCGGAGGGACGCCGCUGCACGUCAGCACGCUGCACGUGGCCGAGACCCGCUGCAAGAAGGUGUGCACCUCCAAGUCGGACCUGCGCACCAACGACUUCAGCAUCGUGGGCUCGCUCCCGCGGGACUUUGAGCUGUCUAACUUUGACUGCUACGGGAAGCCCAUCGACACCGGCAGCGCCCUCGAAAAAUCCCAGGCCAAGAACAACAAGAAACCUCCUCCCCCCAAACCCGUCAUCCCGUCUGCUGCCAAACGAGUCGACUUGUACGCGCGCGCUCUCUUCCCCUUCUCCUUCCUAUUCUUUAAUGUGAUUUACUGGUCCAUAUACUUGUGAUUACAUUUAAAUUGCCUUGUGUUAUUGACCCCCACUUCACUCCCAUUAGUCCUUUAUUGAUCAGAUUUCAUUCAGAGUUUUAUUAAGUGCACAUUGAGACCCAUACAAAUGACAGAACUCUGAAGCUACUAUUAUUACAUUUACACGUCUAAAAAAAUCAUAAUUUGUGUAUUAAAUGAUUAUAACUAAAUCUUUCUUUAACAAAUAUAAAUAUAGCAUCUUGUACUGAAAUACUUUAUUUAUCGAUAACUGUACUUGAGAGAAUACUAGAGCACUGCAGAUGCAGCUGUUGAUGAAUAGUGUUUGUACAGAUCCACAAAGAUCGAUGGCGCAGCGGCUGCGCAGACGGUGCACAGAUCUAUAGACGAGCAUUUGUAAAUUGCUGUUUGAUUUAAUUGCCCUCGCUGAGUGCAGUAUGAGUCCUACCUGAGGUUUACGGGGGUCAGUGCGGACCCGUAGUAUAAUUAUGUUGCAUGUUUGAAAAUGCAUGUGUAUGAAGACAAAGCGCAUUUAUUCCAUUUUAUUCCUCGUCUGCUUUGCUCUGGAGGCGAUUGGUGGAUUUGUGAGACACUCCUGUUCCUGCCCAGGUGCUCCUUUGACACUGCCUCUUCUCCAGCACGGUGUAACGUUCUACCUGUAGCGUGUGCAAGCGGGUCACUAGUGUGCCGUGACCGCGUGUCUGUGAAGUUUACAGGAUAAAUAAAUGAUCAAAUGUCUUUCCACCA
Messenger RNA from Betta splendens (Siamese fighting fish), 2519 nucleotides. RefSeq names its product glycine receptor, beta b (gene glrbb). Gene Ontology annotation, cellular component: postsynaptic membrane; neuron projection; synapse. Gene Ontology annotation, molecular function: transmembrane signaling receptor activity; neurotransmitter receptor activity; extracellularly glycine-gated chloride channel activity. The coding region runs from base 304 to 1794 and encodes 496 amino acids. NCBI's taxonomy places the organism in Eukaryota, Metazoa, Chordata, Actinopteri, Anabantiformes, Osphronemidae. The record is from RefSeq and is a predicted model, not a curated record. The transcript is spliced from 10 exons. Gene Ontology annotation, biological process: regulation of membrane potential; nervous system process; chloride transmembrane transport.